AUGGACAACCGAGACGACUUUACUUUUGCGAAGCUCUCUGAUUUCAAGUUUCCUGUCACUUCGGAUUUAGGGGGAUCAAUACAACAAUCGUUGGUUUCAGUUCUACUGGAGAACCCUGAACUAAGAUUUUACGGUGCUCAAUUUUUGUAUUACCUCUGUCUCCUGCUAGCUCCUGCCGGGAUAACAAGCCACCCCUUUCAUACUUCUUCCAAAGCUCUCAAGAACAACUACACGUACACUCCACCUUAUAUCACCGUUAUCAACUCCAACUAUCUACACAGAUGGAACGAAUGGAUAACGCUGCCCAUUCGGUAUUGUGACCCCCCACUGAGUUCACAAACUAUGUUUACUGUAUGGGAUAUCGAGGCUCCACGCGUAGCGGUGCCCGUCGGUGGCUCAACGUUUAGGAUGUUUGGAAAGAAAUGGUUUGAAAACAUCGCUUGUUGCUCUGGGCAGGUUAAGAAGCAGACCAUCGACGACUCCAUGCAGACCAGCACACCAAGUAAACCUGGCAGCGGGGAUGAAACGGGUUGUUUAGAGAAGCUCAUGAAGAAUUAA
Suillus subaureus is the source of this 558-nucleotide messenger RNA. RefSeq lists its product as uncharacterized. The coding region runs from base 1 to 558 and encodes 185 amino acids. The transcript is spliced from 5 exons. NCBI's taxonomy places the organism in Eukaryota, Fungi, Basidiomycota, Agaricomycetes, Boletales, Suillaceae. The record is from RefSeq and is a predicted model, not a curated record.